Molecule: messenger RNA, 2155 nt
Organism: Ipomoea nil (Japanese morning glory)
Lineage: Eukaryota; Viridiplantae; Streptophyta; Magnoliopsida; Solanales; Convolvulaceae
Exons: 13
Coding region: 419-1663 (414 amino acids)
Source: RefSeq, a predicted model, not a curated record
AUUCUUAUAGUUUGACAGUUUUCUUUGAGUUUGGGGAAUUGUGAAGCUUACCUUUGCUUUACCUGUCUGGUUUCUUUGCUUGCUUGCUUGCUGGCUUAAAUGGGUUUUGUGAUGCUUCACUCAAAAUAUUACGUGAAUCAAAAGUGUCUUUGUUUUUCUUUCUAUAAAAAAAAAAAUAGGAGAAGGGAAAUAAAGGAAUUAUUAAGGUUUUAGUAGAAAGUCAAUUUCUUGUUUGAGAAUUUUGUUAAAACUGAGACAGGAAUUAUGGGAAGGAAUCACAAGUUUGGGUGGGAAGAAAGGAAUUCACAUCAUUUGUCAGCUUUCAUGCAUUUCCUAAAGUGCUGGGAAAUUUGACCGAUCUGUUGAUCUGCUAACUACCCAAUACGCGCGACUGGGAGAUAGAGGAAAGGUUUAAGACAUGGGAUGCUUUUUGUCAACGCCGACGGACACUGGUGGAAAUAGGAGACGCCCAGCAAACAUUGGGGAUGUUUCUGUGUUUGUCCCUGGACUAAGGAUUCCUAAGCCAGUGGAUUUCUCUCUGACACUUGGUGACCACCUGUCAAAAAGUCUGGUAGAGCGCCUUUCUGCUCUCAGAACCCGAAUCGUUGUUAUGGCAGGGCAAGAGGCUCCAACAAUUACGCGAACAAGAAGGAAAACUGCCACUCAACAUGGAGGUUCAACACUAGGGGAUCUUCUGCAGGCUCUUGAGGAUUACUUGCCAGUUCUUCUGGGACUGGUUAAAGAUGGGAGCACUCUACAACAUAAAGUACAAUUUGAUUGGGUUAACCAAGAGGAUGAUGCAGAGGAAACUGCAAUGUUUAGUGCUUGGUAUGAAGUAUUGUCCGUUUUGCACUUGAUGGCAAUGCUUUCAUUAUCUCAAGCUAACUUGUUACUACUCCCUAGAACAUCUCUUGAUGGUUAUCAGCCAAAGGUAUCAGAAGAAAGCAGACGAUCUUCGGUUGAUAUUUUUCUCAAGGCAGCUGGAUACCUUGAUUGUGCUGUCAGACAUGUUCUCCCUCAGUUGCCCACUGAGCAAAGGAGAAAUUUACCAGUAGACCUUGCUGAAGGAGUGCUGCGAGCACUAUGCCUCCAAGCAUUAGGGCAGGCUGUUGAUAUUCAACUUGGACUUGCAAUCGACAGUACUAAGGCCACUCUAGCAGUGAAAAGAAGGCUUGCUUGUGAGAUGGUAAAAUACUGGCAGCAGGCCCAAGAUAACAUCAUGAAUCUUCCAUUAUCCAAUGGAUGGGGUGAAAAGCAUAGGCUUUUCGUGAAGUGGAAAUACAUUGAAGCUAAGGCUGCAGCAUACUAUUAUCAUGGCCUAAUCCUUGAUGAAGGAAAUACAGAAAAAUCUCAUGGAAUGGCUGUAGCUGCUUUGCAAGCAGCAGAUGAGUAUCUCAAAGAAAGUAAAAAGGCAUGUGAAGAUUUCAAUGCAGCUGUUCCCCUCUCCCGAAACCCACCUCUCUGGGGGACCAUGAAGUACCUCUCUGAGAAGAUUCCAAAGGACACUUCUAGCAAGGUGCGAAUCAACCGGGAUCUAUAUUCACAUGAAAAAAUUAUGGAGACUGCACCAACAUUGCCCGACUUUGCAUUAGCCCUUAAACCUGAUGAAUAUCAGCUUCCUCUUGUGGAUGCAUCUUGGAAUCGCGAAGCAACAAACAAGUGACAAAUAGGGAGGGAUCCAACAAAAAUUAAAGGGACGUUUUUGCAUAAUUCAGAUUCUGAACACAAGCGGCCAAACACUGUAAGCUGACCGACCAUUCUUGAUCUUGAUAUCCUGAACAACGCUGCUCUUGCUGUAUAAGAGAGGUCCAUACUCACUGUGCCCGCACUUAUUGUUCUCCCUUUCUGUUAAUUCCAUCUUUGAUCCCUUUUCAUGUCAGACUUUUCGUUUUGUCCUUUGUACGAACAAGUCGCGUUUGCUUGUAAUCUUGGAAUCAAGGAAAAGGAGAAAAGUGAUGUUGUAUAUCUUUGGCAGUGGACUGAAAGAUUUUCAUUUGGCUGUUACGUUGUCAUUUAAGGGGAGGAAGUACAAUUCUCCAAUUGUUUGAUAGGAAAGCUUUUUCUAUAUAAAUUCUCAAUUGUGUGUAAACUGUUAAAGACAAGAUUAUUAUACAAAUAAUAUAUAUCUAAAACAGUAUGCUUCUUGAUUGAUUUA